UGAGGCUACAGGCAUAGAUUCGGUCGGACAAGGAAGAGAAGGCAUUCGGCUUUCUGGGUUAAAGCAGGAGGGAGAUCGGGUUUGCGGUUCAGCCAAGUGAGGUUUUACGACAGAGGGGAUUCAGGCAAGACAAGGAUGGGGAGAUCGUGGAAGGAGGUCUUGAAGUCGACGGGAAGCAGAGGAGCUGAAGGUCUCACAGAUUGGAAGGCUUCAACCACAACUACAGGUAAGUAGAGUUGGGGUUUGGCUUGGGGUUUGCGGCAAGAGAGGCGAAUGGAGGAGGUCUUGGGUUUCGAAAAGGCGAAGAGCGGAAGUUCUCGUGUGGAGGAAGCGAACAAGAGCUUCGUUUGGUUGGAUUUUAAAGACGCUGAAGAGCAGCGAUCGAGGCAUGCGAAGGAUUUUCAGGAAGCGACAUAAACGACGCCGCAUGUAUAGUAUUCCAACGGGAUUUUUGCACAAGUUCAAUGGAAUUUCAAGUAUGAUUUAAUCCCUUUUUUAUUAUGAUAUGAAGGUUAACAACAAAGAAACUAUAGAGAAAAAAGUUUUAGACAAUUAAAUCCAAAUCUUAGAUCUCCUCAAUAUGGAAAAAAAAAGUCUCAAAAGAAAAUGGAUCAAAGGCUUAUAAUAAAUAAUAAUAAUUCAUAUAUUUAAUUCAAGUUUUAUGAAAACCCUCAUACUCAAUUUGAAAUCUCAAUUAUCUUCUCUUGAAUUUAUAGAGAUCAAUUGUGAUUAUUUUGUUAUAGUCAAUAAUGAUUAUAUGAUAUUUAAAAUCUUACAAUCGUGCAAUGAACUUAUUAAAAUGACAACAAGAAAAAAUAGCUGCUUUGAUUAGAAUUUUGAAAGUUAACAAAAAAAAAAAAAAAAAAAAAAAAAAAAAAAAAAAGAGAGAGAGAGAAUGAUGUCUAUUUUCUCACGAAGCGAACGGUCAAUCCCAUAUGCAUGCAUUCAAUAGACAAAUUUCCUCAUAAGAGGGCAAAGAUUAUUUCUAUAUAAUUAGAUUUUUAAUGUUUCUUACUUUUAAAAAUAUGAUUAUAAAUAUCAAUUCUUUUUAACAGUAAUAAACUUAAUGAUAUAUAUUAUAUAAAAUGUAAUUAACGAGAAUCCUGAAAUUGCUAAUACGUUGACUAAUGUUGAAGGCCAUUCCAAUGUUGAGAGGGUUGGUAAUGAAAUCUUAAAAGCUCCAGAAGGUUUGGUAACACCUACAACCUCUCAUGUCAAAACUUUUAACUGUUAUAGACAAAUCUUUUGCUGAAAAUGGUGAAAUUUCUAAUAUCUUUAUCUCUGUUGAUUCUAUGCUCAAUAAUUCUAUUUCCCCGCCUACUUUGGUUAAUGCCGAGAACAAUGACGAUGACCCUACUGAAGAUCAAGAGGAAGGGGAAUAUGUUCCUGGAAAGAAUUUGCCGGAUUCGAUGGAGAAGGGUAAUUACAAUAAAAAAGGGGAAGGUCAGUCUUCUGCUACUUUUUCUGAUAAAGGUAAAAAUACUGAGGAGGAAUGGCUUUCUAAAUCACACAAGAAAAAAAAGAAAAAUGUUAAAGUUACAUUACCGGAUACCCCUCGUUCUACCAGGGCUCAAACUAGUAACAAAAGUUCUAAUGAUUAAAGUCAUCAUUUGGAAUGUUAGAGGUAUUGGUGGUUCUGAUUCUAAAAAUCGGGUUAGGAAUUUAUGUCGUGUUCAUAAUAUUUCCUUGCUUGUUCUACUUGAGCCUUUUAUUUCUCCUGAUAAACUGACGUCUACUGCUGCUAGCUUAGGUUUUUCUUGUAGUUUUGCUAAUUGCUCCAAUAAGAUCUGGAUUAUGUGGAAAAAACAUUGUAAUGUUUCUGUUGUUCCUGAUUUUCGUCAAGUGGUUAAUGUGCAAAUCUCCUAUAACCAGUUUAUAUUUUAUGCAUCUUUGGUUUAUGCUUCCUCCACUAAAACUGGUCGUAUCCCUCUUUGGGAGUGCUUAACUAAUUUUACUCAUACCAUUGAUGGACCUUGGUGUGUUGGGGGUGAUUUUAAUAUCAUCUCUAAUGUUAGUGAAAGAUGAGGGGGUAACCCUGCUAAUAUGAAUGCUAUAAAUGAUUUUAAUCAGUUGAUUUCUUCUUGCAAUCUAACAGAUAUUGGUUUUUCUGGCAACUCCUUCACUUGGAAUAAAAAUAACCUAUGGCAAAGACUUGACAGGUUACUUUUCAAUAAUGAUUGGAUUGGUAAAUAUAAUAUGACUAGUGUUCAUCAUUUGAGCAGAACUCUUUCUAACCACUCUCCGUUGCUUCUUUCUAUUUCUAAUAGUAAUUUGACGGGCCCUGUGGCUUUUAGAUUUCAAAAUAUGUGGAUCAAGCAUGCUGGGGUUUUUAAUGCUGUGUCUGAUAACUGGAAUGCGUUGGUUUUUCCUGAUAAUAAUAUUCAAGUUUUCUUACCCAAUUACCCAAUGAAGACGAGAUUUGGAACACUAUCAAAGGCAUGAAUGUUGAGUCGGUGGCUGGACCGGAUGGGUAUACUACUAAAUUUUUUUGUGAAAACUUGGGAUAUCAUUAAAGCUGAUGUGGUGGAUGUUGUUCAUGACAUUUUCAAGGGUAAUUUCAGUUUUAAAAAUCUUUGGGAGAAGAUUAGAGUUAAAGAGGAGGUUUCUCAUACUUAUCAAGCUUUGUGGCAUAAUACCAUUCCUGUUUCUUAUUCAUUACUUGCUUGGAGAUGUCUUAAGGGUUACCUGCCGGUGGAUAGUAGAUUAUGGAGAAAAGGUUUUGGUGGGAUUAUUCGUAAUCAACAUGGAAAUCCUUUGGAUGCUUUUGCUGCGCCUCUGGAUUUUUGUUCUAUUGUGUCUGCUAAGCUUAUGAGUUUGAGUUUUUGCUUGGAACGUUGUCUGAAUUUGGGUUAUCAUCAUGUAAACUUUGAGGUUGACUCUAAAACUGUGAUUCAUGCCAUUUCUGAGAAUAUUAUUGGUAAUCCUAAUGAAUUUUAUACUAUUAGGAAAAUUAGGAUGAUGCUUGGUGAGAUGUCUUAUAAGAUUUCUCAUAUUUAUCGAGAAGGGAAUGUCUGUGCUGAUUGGUUGGCUAAAACUGAUGCUCAAAGCAUCUGUUUUCAGGAGUUUUCUAUUAGGGAUUUUCCUUCCCCUCUCAAAGGCAUGGUCUCUCUGGACAAAGCUGGCCUUCCUUAUUUUUGUCAUGAUUAACUUUGUUGGUGGGUUUUGAGGUUUGUUCUUGUCUUCUUUUUUUAUUUGGUUUUUACUAUUUGGUUUGUUUCUGGUGUUGGGGAUGGUUGUUCUUUGUGGCUGUUCUCUGGGGAUCGGUUUUUGUUCUGUUGUCUGUUGUUGUUUGCUGCCUAUGUUAAUAUUGAGGUGGUGAUUUCCUCUAUUGCUCAUAGCAGCUAUAAACCUGGGAGGUCUGUUUUUGCUCUGGUUUUGCCUUUAUGCCUGCUGUUUGUUGAUGCCAGGUUUAUGAUUAUUGAUGUGGUGAUCUUUUCUAUUACCGUUUGCUACUUUCUUUCUGGGGGGUCUGUUUGGCCCGUCUGGAGCUUUUGGAUUAUUUCGAAUAUCUGACAUAUUAGGAUGGAGUAGUUAAAGGUGAAUGUUUGGUGUGUUUGGUUUAUACUGGAGCUGAAUCUGGGUAUUUCUAUUAGUUGGUAUCCCUUACACAUUACAAACUUAUUUUCUUCUAUUACUUCUUAUCAGACUAAUCAUUCCUUUUGGAGAUUUCUUUGCAGGCCUAAUUCUUACUAAUAUUUCCUGAAUCUCAACGAUCGCAAGGUAC
Dendrobium catenatum is the source of this 3724-nucleotide messenger RNA. RefSeq lists its product as uncharacterized. NCBI's taxonomy places the organism in Eukaryota, Viridiplantae, Streptophyta, Magnoliopsida, Asparagales, Orchidaceae. Gene Ontology annotation, molecular function: nucleic acid binding; RNA-DNA hybrid ribonuclease activity. The record is from RefSeq and is a predicted model, not a curated record. The coding region runs from base 2443 to 3147 and encodes 234 amino acids. The transcript has 4 exons.